AGUGAAGCCUCCAGUCGUCCCUGGGGUGAACCUCAAGCCCCCCAAGCGGACUGCGGAAGAGGCAGCUCCAACUCCCCCCAAGCGCUCUCGGAAGACUGCACAAGCCAUCCGCUAGCAACUUCGAGUCUCACCCCUCCACCGGUGGUAAAUCGCCGGCUGCUCUUUCUGCUCUAAAUCAGGCGUCCGAAUCCAAAGCUUCCAAGGAUUCGCCGUCUGCUGGAGCAGGCUCUCCUGACAAGCGCCGCAGCAAACAGGUCCAGGACCUGGUUGUCAUUUCAGAAGCCCCCUCCCAAGCUCCAGACCUUAGAGAAAUUGCUAAGGAAAUGCUCCGAAAAGGAGUCACUACUGAGCAGCGAGACUCCAUCCGGGGAGUUGGCAGCAUGAACCUGGAGGCUAUCCUUGCUCUUCUCGCUGAGGCUAUGCUGCGAGUGAAUGGGCUCAAUAAGCCAUUCAACGAGAAGACCAAGGAGGUAAGAGCUGCCAACCUUAGGGCCGCCUCCAAUCUUAACAGAGUACAAUAUGAUGUAAACAAGAAUGAGUUGCUAACUCGGGAUAUCCUGUAUUCUCAGGCGGCUGCCAACUUGCAGGUUAAGAAGGAUUUGGAGGCGGCUCAGCAAAAGGUGGCGAAGCUCAAGGGGGAGCUGAAGACAACCAAGGCGGAGCUUGACAAGUUACAGAACAUCGACAGAGACACAACCAGUCUCCGUCGUCAGGUCGAGAACUUAUAGAAAAAACUUGCCAACCAGGAAGAGCAGCUCAGAUCCAAGUAUGAGAAGCGCGCUGAAGAGGAGAAAUGCAAGCUCAUAGAGGAGAAUGAGGCCGACUGUAUCACUCGAAUGCAGAUGGCAUGGAAGACUCUUUUUCCUAAUGACGAUUACUCCAUCUGGGAGUAUCAUUAUGAGCAGGAGACUGACGCCUUGGAUAGAGUAGCAGGAGCAGGUGGAGGCUCUGGCGGAGGAGCAGGCGGAGGAUGGAGCCUUGGAUGGGGAGCAUCGGGAUCAAGCUAAAGAUCAAGCUGUCGAUCAUCCAGCCAAUGAGCAGGAAGGGGCGGAUGAUAACGAAGAGUAGUCGGGUCCCGGGGCUAAUUAAGAUGUUUCUGAGUUUUUUCUGCGGCCGUAUGGCCAUAAUGAAUGCAUUUCCGGCCUGCGUGCCGAGUAUCUCCUUGUUUCUUUACCGACCAUGGGGUCGGGUCACUUAACAACAAUUUUUUUUAUGUCUUCGGUUGUUUAGCUGUUUAACAAUAUUUUGUCUGACCAUGGGGUCAGCUUUUUAAUUAAUGAUGAAUCAUCCGGCCGUUAGGUCGUUUGCUUUUUA
Molecule: messenger RNA, 1314 nt
Organism: Chenopodium quinoa (quinoa)
Lineage: Eukaryota; Viridiplantae; Streptophyta; Magnoliopsida; Caryophyllales; Amaranthaceae
Exons: 3
Coding region: 324-728 (134 amino acids)
Source: RefSeq, a predicted model, not a curated record